Molecule: messenger RNA, 1767 nt
Organism: Lecanosticta acicola
Lineage: Eukaryota; Fungi; Ascomycota; Dothideomycetes; Mycosphaerellales; Mycosphaerellaceae
Source: the annotation of a GenBank genome assembly
AUGACUGGAGUCUCUCGUAGCAGCAGAUCUGCGCCGCUGGGAACUGAGCCGACUCACAAUGAACAGGCCACUACUACCAAAGAGAUCGAUCCGACCUCCAUUCCCAUCAAGCUUACCUCGGGCGUCGAAUUGGAAUUUAGGCACCUUCAAGACACCGGACAAGAAUGGCCGGAAGACUUUGCCGUAGACCAUCCUGAUCACGGCCGAAAGCGUAUCUAUGCAUCUCUCAGCCGCCCAAUGACUGCCGAGUGUGCUACCUGUGGCAGAGACACGCAACUCCAGUUGCAGAUUAACCCCGUGGUUCACGAGGGCUCUCAAGGUUCGUUCCACCCCUCGUAUGCGAAGUGGACGGUCGAUGUUGAUGGUGAUAUCCAGAUCAAAGCCUCUGAGCUUGCAACAUUGGGAGAGGACUUCCAGACAAUUCUCAUGGACCGCAUCGAGGUUCAGAGCCGGGUUCUCGACACUUCGCGCGUGCGGAAACCCAAGGGCACGAAGGUAAUCGCGGACCAUGAAUGCCGUGUCUGUGCUGACGCUGAGAUUAGAGCUGUGUGUGAUCGGCUGCAAGAAGAUUUCAACUCUGCCCGGGGUCACAUUGAUGAACGCGUCGUGGUCCAUUCCUCAUGUGGGCUUCACAUUCAUAUUGGCAAUGGCGACAAGGGAUUCCCGUUGCAGACCAUCAAGAACCUCGUAUCUUUGUACGUCGCUCACGAAAUGGCAAUCGACAGCCUCCAUUCCACUGACAGAAUCACAGGCAGCUGUCUCUCCCAGACAACCUACGCCGAAGUCCGCCGCGAGGGAGGUGGCUAUCGCGACAUCAACUUGGGCGGGGAUACGUACAAUAUCCCUUGGUCCGCCCAUUUCUUGCAAAGCGCCUUCGCACACAUUCACGGCUUAGACGCCGCGGCCAAGUCAGUCGAAGACCCUCAUCUCCCGAACAGAUACCCGGAUCGCAUCUUCCAUACGCAACCCGAGCUCGUCGACCUGUCGAAAGCCUUCGACGUUCCCUCCUGGUUGACUCUGGUUGACAAUGCUUCCAACAUCAAGGAUCUCAGGGAUCUCCAGGGCGAGUACGCGCGCAAGUCUACGAUUAAUCUCGGUAACCUCUUCGGUUUCCUCCCCCAUGGUCUGGAGGAAAAGGAUCGCUCUACAUGGAAACAGACCAUCGAAUUCCGUCAAGCAGCAGGAACUCUGCAAGCAGACGAAGUCUCCGCCUGGCACGCCGUCUGCGUCCAACUCGUGAAAUUCGCCCACCAAACCCCCGCCUCCGAGAUCCGCCAAAUCUGCCUCCGAAACUGGAACCACACCACCUGUGACGCCCUCGAUUUCCUCAAACUCAUCGGUCUCUCCAAAUCCUCCCAUCCAUAUCAACACUACAAAUGGAAACUCGGAGAGCAUUACGCCCCGCACAUGCGCGAGAAAGAACGCCAAGCCGCUUUCGCAUUCGGAGCGAAUGGUGUCUUUGUGCCGAUCAUGAGCGAGUUCAUCCGAGGGAGGUGUGAUCGUAUGGAUAUUUCCGAGGUCGGGAAACGCAUCCGAGUGAAGUUUUUGGCGGGAGGGUAUGGGCAGUUUGAGGAGGGGUAUUUGAAAGAGUUGAAGAUUAAAGGCGAGAGGAGGGAGGGGUUGAUGAUUGGGUUUAGGGCGAGGGAGCCGGAAGAGGAGCUGAGUGAGGAUGGAGCUGGACCGGGUAAGGGAGUUGGAGAGGAGGUGGUGGCGGAGAGGAGUUUGUCUUGGUCCGAGGGCGAUGAAGAGAUUUUCAAUUCGCGAUGA